Molecule: messenger RNA, 3116 nt
Organism: Poecile atricapillus (Black-capped chickadee)
Lineage: Eukaryota; Metazoa; Chordata; Aves; Passeriformes; Paridae
Gene: AIFM3
Product: apoptosis inducing factor mitochondria associated 3
Exons: 20
Coding region: 105-1961 (618 amino acids)
Biological process (GO): execution phase of apoptosis
Cellular component (GO): mitochondrion; cytoplasm
Molecular function (GO): oxidoreductase activity, acting on NAD(P)H; 2 iron, 2 sulfur cluster binding; flavin adenine dinucleotide binding
Source: RefSeq, a predicted model, not a curated record
AUCGACGCGGGAGCUGGGACACUCGAGCUGGCCCUGUACCAUGAGAGGAUGUGGCCGCGAGCUGGCUGAGCUGCCCGGCCCCGCUGCCUGUCCCGGCCGGCACCAUGGGAGGAUGCUUCUCCAAGCCCAAACCAGUUGAAGUGAAAAUUGAAGUUGUGAUACCUGAGAAGGAGAGAAACAAGGAGGAAAUGUCACCCAAUGGGAAAGCCAGCCCUCUGAUCUACAAAGUCAAUGGGACUACCCGGCACUACCACCUUGAGGAGCAUCCAAUUGCCGGCAACCCCUACCACAACCCAAAGGACGUGGUAGAAGCAUCUGUGUGCCACGUGAAGGACCUGGAGAAUGGACAGAUGCGGGAAGUGGACCUGGGCUGCGGGAAGGCUCUGCUCAUCAAGGAUAAUGGCGAGUUCCACGCCGUGGGACACAAGUGUCCCCACUACGGGGCUCCGCUGGUCAAAGGGGUUUUGUCCAAAGGAAGAGUCCGCUGUCCCUGGCAUGGAGCUUGCUUCAGUAUCGGCACAGGUGACAUUGAGGACUUUCCCGGCUUGGACAGUUUACCCAGGUUCCAGGUGAAGAUUGAGAAGGAGAAGGUAUACAUCCGAGCAAGCAAGCAGGCUCUUCAGACACAGAGAAGGACAAAGAUGAUGGCAAAGUGCAUCUCCUUGAGCAACUACAACCUGAGCAGCACCAAUGUGCUGAUCAUUGGUGCAGGGGCAGCUGGGCUGGUCUGUGCAGAGACCUUGCGCCAGGAGGGUUUCUCUGACCGAAUUGUGAUGUGCACCAUGGACAGACACUUGCCCUAUGACAGACCAAAGCUCAGUAAGUCAAUGGAUUCCCACCCUGAGCAGAUUGCCCUGCGCCCCAAGGAGUUCUUUUGCACCUAUGACAUCGAAGUCUUGACUGAAAUGCAGGUGGCGGCUGUGGAUAUCAAGAGCAAGAUAGCUGUGUUCAAGGAUGGGUUUAAGAUGGAAUACAACAAGCUGCUGAUAGCAACAGGAAACAUGCCCAAAACUCUCAGCUGCAAAGGCAAGGAGAUGGAAAAUGUUUUCAACAUCCGGACGCCUGAAGAUGCCAAUCGUGUGGUGAAGCUGGCCACGAGCAAGAAUGUGGUGAUCGUGGGAGCGUCCUUCCUGGGGAUGGAGGUGGCCGCCUACCUCGCGGAGAGGGCACACUCGGUGUCCCUGGUGGAGCUGGAGCAUGUUCCCUUCAAGAAGUUCUUUGGGGAGAGGGUUGGCCGUGCUGUCAUGAAGAUGUUUGAGAACAACAGGGUGAAGUUCUACAUGCAGACAGAGGUGUCAGAGCUGCGGGAGCAGGAGGGGAAGCUGAAGGAGGUUGUGCUGAAGAGUGGGAAGGUCCUGCGUGCUGACGUCUGUGUCGUGGGUGUUGGUGCAGUCCCAGCAACAGCCUUCCUCAAGCAGAGUGGCAUCAACAUCGACUCCAAGGGCUUCAUUGUGGUCAACAAGAUGAUGCAGACCAACGUCCCAGGAGUCUUUGCUGCUGGAGAUGCUGUCACAUUUCCAUUGGCCUUGAGGAAUAACAAGAAGGUGAAUGUUCCCCACUGGCAGAUGGCCCACAUGCAUGGCCGCAUCGCUGCGCUGAACAUGCUGGCCCACGGCAUGGAGAUCAGCACUGUCCCGUACCUGUGGACAGCUAUGUUUGGGAAGAGCAUCCGAUAUGCGGGCCAUGGGGAAGGAUUCGAUGAUGUUGUCAUUCAGGGAGAUUUAGAUGAACUGAAGUUUGUGGCAUUUUAUACCAAGAGGGUCUCCCGGAGAUGGCGUGUGGGUACCAGGAUGGCAUUCCAUGCUGAGAGUUGGAGGAGUGACGAGGUGGUGGCUGUGGCCAGCAUGAACUAUGACCCAAUUGUCUCCAAGGUGGCCGAGGUGCUGGCUGCUGGCAGGACCAUCCGGAAGCGUGAUGUGGAAACUGGAGACAUGUCCUGGUUAACAGGGAAAGGCUCCUAACGCUGCUGAUGGCUGCGCUCUCCUGAUGCUGCACUCGCCAUGGGGAGAUGGGACAGCAGCUCCACGGCCCGGUGGGAACCCCAUGGCUCAGCCAUUUCCCUUUGAGACCUGGAUGAACCUAGCAUUGUGCACUGACCUUCCCAGGAGGAUGUCACACAGCUCCUCUGCCCCUGUGCCUGCUGGGCUGGGGCUCUGCUGUUGCAAUUGCUGUGGAAUUCUGGAAAGGCAGGCCACAGAGAGUGUGGGGUUUGGCACUGGGCAUGGGCACCACAUGGCUCCGGAUGCUGCCAUCAGGCUGAGGGUCCCCAGGAGGGUCUGAACCAUGCACGUCCCUCAACCCCCAUAAGCAGCAUGAGUGCCUUUGGUUGCUCCUGUGCUUUCAUGCAUGAUGCUCCUUUCAAAAUUCCAUUUUUUCCCAGCAGAGCUCCAAUGUGCAUCCCUGCGGAGCCUGACAUUCGCUCCCUUCCUGCAUGGCUGCAGCAUUUGCUACAGCUCUCCCUGGGCACUCCCACCUCAGGGAGCAUCUGGGUGGGCCAGGAGAUGGGGUUACACUGGGUAAUCUCUGUGCAGCUGGUGUCUGUGUUGUCCAGGCUGGUCCUGUGCAGCCCCACCAGCAGAGGUGGGUCCCUGUCUGUACUGAGGGUUCUGGAGCUCAUCAGUCCCUGUCCCAGCAUCUCUUGUCCUGGAACAGCCAAGGGGCUGGAGUGUGUUCCCUGUCUCCUGGGCUCAGUUUGGGCUGGAGCACUGGCAGCUCUUGGCCCGUUCGCAGAUUGUGUAGCAGGGGUACUUGAGAGCUGUGAUGGCUCAGCUGCAGCCCUGGGCUGAGUGACCACCCUUCCAGCCAACCUUGGGAUAUCUCUCCUUAAUGCUUUCAUGGGAUCAGUGAUGUUGCUGAGAUGUUAUUUGAGGAAAAGUAGCUGGGGAGCGUUUCUGGCUGUCCAUUCUCUGGCACUUGUCCAGCAUAGUGACAAGGCUGCAUUUCCCAGCCCAGUGCUCUGCUGUCCUGUUCCUGCCCCAUGCUGAAGAAGAGCCAUGUCUCCAGCUCAGGAGUGGACCUGGCCAGCCACAACCCAGUGUCCAUCAGCCCAGUGGAGUAGGGGUUGAGGGUCCCCCUUGGGCUGACUCCUUCCCCAACAGCCCGUGUUUUACCCUGAG